This is a messenger RNA of Neopsephotus bourkii (Bourke's parrot), 4308 nucleotides long. RefSeq names its product potassium voltage-gated channel subfamily H member 8 (gene KCNH8). Lineage: Eukaryota; Metazoa; Chordata; Aves; Psittaciformes; Psittacidae. Gene Ontology annotation, molecular function: voltage-gated potassium channel activity. The coding region runs from base 129 to 3458 and encodes 1109 amino acids. The transcript has 16 exons. Gene Ontology annotation, biological process: potassium ion transmembrane transport; regulation of membrane potential. The record is from RefSeq and is a predicted model, not a curated record. Gene Ontology annotation, cellular component: membrane.
CCUCCUCCCCAUCCAUCCUUCCCUGCCUCCGCCUCUUUCCUCCUUUUCCCCGGGCGCCCUCUGCACUUUCUUCUCGAGCCACCCUAGCAGGCAAACUUUGAUGGGGAACCUCUCACCGUGCUGGAAAAAUGCCGGUUAUGAAGGGAUUACUGGCACCCCAAAACACCUUCCUCGACACCAUCGCCACCCGGUUUGACGGCACACACAGUAACUUCAUCCUUGCAAAUGCUCAGGUGGCUAAAGGAUUCCCUAUUGUAUACUGCUCAGAUGGCUUCUGUGAGCUUGCUGGAUUUGCACGAACUGAAGUCAUGCAGAAGAGCUGCAGCUGUAAAUUUUUACUUGGUGCUGAAACAAAUGAGCAGAUGAUUCUUCAAAUUGAGAAAUCGUUGGAGGAAAAGGUAGAAUUCAAAGGAGAAAUCAUGUUCUAUAAGAAGAAUGGCUCUUCAUUCUGGUGCUUACUGGAUAUUGUUCCUAUAAAGAAUGAAAAAGGAGAUGUAGUACUCUUUCUCGCCUCAUUCAAAGAUAUAACAGACACAAAAGUGAAGAUUCCUGCAGAAGACAAAAAGGAAGAAAAAUGGAAAGGAAGAGGAAGAGCAGGGUCACAUUUUGAGUCAGCGCGCAGACGGAGUAGAGCUGUCCUUUAUCAUAUAUCUGGACAUCUACAAAGAAGAGAGAAGAACAAAUUAAAAAUUAAUAAUAACGUUUUUGUAGAUAAACCAGCAUUUCCAGAAUACAAAGUUUCAGAUGCAAAAAAAUCCAAAUUCAUACUAUUACAUUUUAGCACUUUUAAAGCUGGCUGGGACUGGCUUAUUUUACUGGCAACGUUUUAUGUUGCUGUGACUGUACCUUACAAUGUUUGCUUUAUUGGUCAUGAUGAGCUGUCUACAACUCGAAGCACAACUGUCAGUGACAUUGCAGUGGAAAUUCUUUUUAUCAUUGAUAUUAUUUUAAAUUUCCGAACAACAUAUGUCAGCAAGUCUGGCCAAGUUAUAUUUGAAGCAAGAUCUAUUUGUAUCCACUACGUGACUACCUGGUUUAUCAUUGAUUUAAUUGCUGCACUUCCUUUUGAUCUUCUUUAUGCUUUCAACGUCACUGUGGUUUCCCUUGUCCAUCUCCUAAAGACAGUGCGGUUACUACGCCUCUUGCGUCUCCUUCAGAAGUUGGAUCGUUAUUCCCAGCACAGCACAAUUGUUCUCACACUUCUCAUGUCCAUGUUUGCCUUGCUUGCUCACUGGAUGGCCUGCAUUUGGUAUGUCAUAGGGAAAAGGGAGAUGGAACAGAAUAAUCCCCUUACAUGGGACAUAGGUUGGCUUCAUGAGCUAGGAAAACGUAUUGAGUCUCCUUACUAUGAGAAUAAUACACUAGGAGGCCCAUCAAUCAGAAGUGCCUAUAUAGCUGCCCUAUAUUUCACUCUCAGCAGCCUCACCAGUGUUGGGUUUGGAAAUGUUUCAGCCAAUACUGAUGCUGAAAAGAUCUUCUCCAUUUGCACAAUGCUUAUUGGGGCUCUGAUGCAUGCCUUGGUGUUUGGCAAUGUGACUGCCAUUAUUCAGAGGAUGUACUCCAGAUGGUCCCUUUAUCACACAAGAACCAAGGACCUGAAGGACUUUAUACGGGUCCAUCACUUGCCACAGCAGCUAAAGCAAAGGAUGCUUGAAUAUUUCCAAACCACAUGGUCUGUCAAUAAUGGAAUUGAUUCCAAUGAGCUCUUAAAAGACUUCCCAGAUGAGCUGCGUUCAGACAUCACCAUGCACUUGAACAAGGAGAUUCUGCAGCUCUCCCUUUUCGAGUGUGCUAGCCGUGGUUGCCUCAGGUCUCUGUCUCUGCAUAUCAAAACCUCUUUCUGUGCUCCUGGGGAAUACCUCCUCCGGCAGGGUGAUGCCUUGCAAGCGAUCUAUUUUGUGUGCUCAGGUUCCAUGGAAGUCCUGAAGGACAGCACGGUGUUGGCAAUUCUCGGUAAAGGAGAUUUAAUUGGAGCAAACCUAUCCAUUAGGGAUCAAGUUAUUAAAACAAAUGCAGAUGUUAAAGCUCUAACGUACUGUGACCUCCAAUGCAUUAUCCUCAAAGGCCUCUUUGAAGUGCUUGACCUUUACCCAGAGUAUGCUCACAAGUUUGUUGAAGACAUACAGCAUGAUCUCACAUACAAUCUAAGAGAAGGCCAUGAAAGCGAUGUAAUAUCAAAAUUAUCAAACAAGUCUACAUUACCUCAGACAGAGCUCAAGGGAAAUGGAAAUAUAAAGAAGAGACUUCCUUCAAUUGUGGAAGAUGAAGAUGAGGAUGAGGAGGGAGAAGAAGAGAGCAGCACCCUGUCACCAAUCCAUACAAGAAGCACAAAUUUCUCUCAGCAGAAGAAAGCUGGAAGCAAUAAAAGCCACCUAGGGAGAAAUUUGAAGCAGUUGGCAUCAGGAACGGUACCUUUUCAUUCACCUAUCCGCGCUUGCAGUUCAAACCCCACAAGAGCCAAACAUGAAACGGAGCUCCAUUACUACUCCAGAAGGAAGGAGAAAAACCUUAGGUUACAGCUUUCAGCACUAACCAGCAGUGGUCCACCUGACCUGAGCCCAAGAAUUGUUGAUGGUAUUGAAGAUGGAAACCAUAAUGUGGAAAACCAAACCUUUGACUUCAGCUCUGAUCAGCUCAGGCAGGAAUCCAGGUUAUCUCCUACAAUUGGAGAGGCUGAAAUUGGUGCUGCUGUGCUUGUUAUCAAAGCAGAAGAGACCAAACAGCAGAUCAGCAGGCUUAAUAAUGAGGUCACAACUUUAACUCAAGAAGUCUCACAAUUAAGUAAGAAUAUGAAGAAUGUGAUGCACCUUCUAGAGAACCUGCUCACCUCCCAGAAGACACCGGGGUUCUGUGCUGUGCACAGCAUAACUCGGAGUCCUACCCUGGACAGUCUUCAGUCUCGAAUGGCUUGGACUACACAUCAACCUUGCACGCACAUGCAAGCUGGGAUCUUUACUUGCACCAAAGCACAACCUUGCCGCAGCAACACUUUAUGUGACAUUUGGAAUACUGAUCUGUCCUCUGUAGGCAGCAGUCCCCAAAGAACUGAACCCAACCUGCAAAAUUCUAUGGAUGCUGAAUUUUAUUAUACAUCAGGCCUUCACAAUUCCCCUUCCCAGUAUCAGGUAAUUCAGAAAGACAAUCUGCAGUUUUUAAGAUGCACCUCUCCCCAUUCAGACACUACCUUGACUCCUCUUCAGUCUAUUUCAGCAACUCUUUCUUCUUCAGUAUGCUCUUCAUCAGAAACAUCUUUACACCUCGUGCUCCCUAGCAGAUCUGAGGAAGGUAGCUUUAGCCAAGGAGCAGUCAGCUCGCUAAGCCUUGAGAACCUGCCGGGAUCAUGGAACCUGGAAGGAACAGCCGGAGUCGUUUCUGCGCAGACCCCAGAUUUCCCAAUAGACACUGUGACAAGGACAAGGGAUGUUAAAGAUAAAGAUUACCAAGCCAUAGAUGUAUGAGAAACACUGAAGUGGGACUCAAAGCAUGUGUCACAACUGCCAGUUUUAAAUUUAGACUGCAUGACAGCUUUAUUUGACCUUUCCUCUGGCAAUCAUGGAGACUUACAGACAUGAAAAUUCAGAUUUAUAGGAAGAAGGAAAAGGUAUUGAAAUUCAUACUACAGGAAGAAAAAAGAAAUCUAGACUCUAGAAGCACGUUGAAAAGAAUUUUGUAUACAGAUAUAACUUACUGGUCUGUUUGGCAGACUUUUGUGAUAGUCCAAAGACCCUGAGGGUCAGAGCAGCUGGAAGUCUAGGACAAAAGAACUGUCAUAGGCGGCUUUUGUUCAUUGAAGCAAAGGUUUUCCCUGAGUGUCUGGCUGUUCCUAAACAAAAUCUAUGGCACUGUUUGCUUCAGGUGAUUGUGGGUCCUGCUGGUCUGUUUGUCAGUUCCGUGAAGGCGAAGGGACAAUUAUCGCUGCAUGUCAUCUAGACAAUCAACCAAAUAGAGCUGGUAGAGUGGUUAGUCAUUGCACGUUAUUUGUCAUGUAAAUUAAACCUCUUAAUUUAUCUAAAAAUAAUAUUUUUAUAUACUUGGUAUGAAACAUGUACUAAAAAUUAUUUAAAAUAUUUAUAAAGAGAAUAAGAGCUUGUUUUCAUUUUGGUAAAAGCUUGCAAUUUUAACAAGAAAUGCACUACCAUCAUGUAUUAGAUCAAAUACUAUUUAUUGCUCAGAUAUUAUGUAGUUUACAAAUGGAUUCCUUUUUAUGUGCAUGCAAUUUGCAAUGAAUGUAUUCAUGCUGGUGGAAUACAAGUAAGUUAAGUUAUUAUUUUAUUUAAAAAAAUAAAACAGCAGGAAUGUUGUAUCCUA